AUGGAUCUAGCAGCCCCAGCCAGGAAGAAGAGGAAGUUGGCUCAGGCCUUUACGGCAGCAAAGGAUAAGAAUACGAAAGCAAUUGUCAGGAGGAAUGCGACUUCAUCUCCACUUCUCCGCCUCCCACCAGAGCUACAACAGAAGAUCUGGGGAUAUGUGCUUGGGAACCGGCUGAUACACAUUGGCGCGCAGGGAGUGCGUCGGAAUUAUGGCUAUCGGAGCUUACAACCGCGAUUUUUCAACACUAUCUGCCAAUCCCCAGUCACCGAAAGAGAAGCAUAUGAGCUCUCAAAAAGCGCAGAGUAUAAUAAAGCCGCUACUUCUUUCAAGAAUGGAGAGGAUAUGCGACUCUGCGGGAACCGACACCGUGCCUGUGAACUGGAACUCGUUGACCACUCUACUGAACAAAACCUUCCCCCAAAUAGACUCAAUGUGGGUGUGUUGGCUGUCUGUCGACAAGUCUAUGUAGAGGUCAAUCCUAUCCUCUGGAGCACCAACACAUGGUCGUUUCAGUGCCAGCGUACCUGGCGCUAUUGGAUGAGCGGUAGAAAUGCUGUUCAAAAACGAUUGAUCAAGAAGAUCCAUUUUUCCAAUGAGGUAGCUUUUGGUCUCAAUAACAAAGCCACAAUCCUCGCACUCAAGUUGGAGGAACUCAACAUUGACAUUUACACGUGGCGGCAAUAUAGUUUCAUGAGUCUUCACCAAUUCCUCCAGACGGAGAAAGUCACUGUUAUCGCUGCUGAUGCUUGGACGACUGCUAAUGGCAAACAAGCGAAUAAUAUAACUUCUUUCGAAGAAAAGCUCGCCAUUGCAGAGGCUUGUCAGUCCCACUUGGCCACCCUGCAAGCCGAAUUAGCUCGCAAGAAACAAGAGAAAGAGAGCGCGAAGCUGUUGAUAGGAGAGAAGAGUCCUGAAGUCAGUGGCAGUAAUGACGGUCGAGAGUCCGAGAAUUAGAGGCAGGUUCUGAUAGAGGAUACGAUGUUCGACCAGGUUCAACCAGAACUAUCUCGAAUCCCAGAUUCCCUUUCAUCCUUUCCACCUAGCACCACCACCAUCGAUCCCUCAAAAGACAUCACAAUCACUUUACAACAACCAACACAUUGUCCUCAAUCCAACCCGAACACAAACUCAUGGUUUUUUCUCCAAUCCGAACAAUUGCGACUGAUCGUUCUCCUCCUCAACGAACAACAACACCCAAGAUAGCUAUGGGCAAUGAUUGAGGAGAUAUUGGAUGGCGGCCUCCUCCGAGCGUGUAAAAAGUUCUGUACCCUAAGCCCCCUCAAAC
Hyaloscypha bicolor E is the source of this 1285-nucleotide messenger RNA. RefSeq lists its product as uncharacterized. The transcript has 5 exons. The record is from RefSeq and is a predicted model, not a curated record. NCBI's taxonomy places the organism in Eukaryota, Fungi, Ascomycota, Leotiomycetes, Helotiales, Hyaloscyphaceae. The coding region runs from base 1 to 954 and encodes 317 amino acids.